Penicillium samsonianum is the source of this 1770-nucleotide messenger RNA. RefSeq lists its product as uncharacterized. The record is from RefSeq and is a predicted model, not a curated record. Gene Ontology annotation, molecular function: glycosyltransferase activity. The coding region runs from base 201 to 1577 and encodes 458 amino acids. Gene Ontology annotation, cellular component: membrane. The transcript has 2 exons. NCBI's taxonomy places the organism in Eukaryota, Fungi, Ascomycota, Eurotiomycetes, Eurotiales, Aspergillaceae.
GCCUUGAACUUGCAUCAGCCCCCACACGCCCAUCACUUAAGAACGUGAGACGCCCCUCCUGAAGAUCCCCUCAACCUUCGUGUUUUAUAUUUAGGUCUCCAGCUGGAAAUGGAGACCGGAUCCUUCCAUAUCCAUUGAAAUCCCUUUCUUCGAUUCUCUUCCUCUCUACCUCUAGAAUCCUACAACCCCAGUCUCCGAAAAUGCCCUUUCUCCUACCCCGAUAUGGUCGCUGGGUACUCAUUCUGGGCCCAGUAGUGCUAAUCCUGUUGAUAUUCCAAUUCACGCACGCCGAUUUCGGCCCAAAUACAACGCAGGACGUGAUCGAACCCGCCUCCGGGCUAACGAUUGAUACGCACAACGAGACCGACACAACCGACCAUGUACCCUCAUCCUGUCCCUCAGACACAGGAAUGGACUCUGUGUUGGUAGUAGUCAAAACAGGCAUCACAGAAGCCCAAGACAAAGUCCCCGUGCACCUAAGAACGACCCUCCGCUGCGUUCCGCACAAGAUAAUCGUCUCGGACUUCGAAGAAGACAUAGCCGGAACACGCACACACGACGUCUUCCUCAACGUCUCCGACACCCUAAAACAAAGCAACGAAGACUUCGCCCUGUACAACCGCGCCCGCACAGGCGGCCACACAGCGCUAACCUCUCAAGACCACACGAAAGUCGCCAACGGCCCGUCCGGGAUGAGCGACAACCCAGGCUGGAAACUGGACAAGUGGAAGUUCCUCCCGAUGAUCCAUACCGCGCGGCGCGCGAAGCCAGACGCAAAGUGGUUCGUCUUCCUCGAGGCAGAUACGUAUCCGAUCUGGCCGAAUCUGCUCGGGUGGCUGGCGCAUUUCAAUCACGAGGAGAAGCUGUAUCUGGGGAAUCAGAUGCAGAUUGGGUCGACUUUGUUUGCGCAUGGCGGGUCCGGGGUUGUGCUUUCUCAUGCGGCUAUUCAUGCCGUUGCGGACUUUCAUAAGUUGCAUAUUGAUGAGUGGGAUGAUGUCACGGAUCGUGAAUGGGCGGGUGAUUGUGUGCUUGGGAUGGUGCUUGCUGCGGCAGGGAUUGGACUUACUUGGUCUUGGCCGCAUGUUACUACGCAGUCGGUUUGGGAGCAGGAUAUGUUGCAUGAGGCUUUUGCUAAGACGCCUUGGUGUUUUGCGCCUUUUACUUUCCACCAUAUGACGCCCGCGGAUGUGGAUCGGUUUUGGGAAUUUGAGCAACAGUGGUUUGCGGGUACAAACUCAAGUGUCCUCACAUACAGCGACAUCUUCCGCAAUCUCAUCCGCCCAACCCUCGCAGACCACCUAGACAACUGGGACAACUCCGCGAGCGAAGGCGACGACAAAGAAGAUUACAAGGGACCCAAAACGCCUACUUCUUUCGCCGCCUGCGCGGACUAUUGCGCCGCAGACCCAGAGUGCAUCCAGUACCGCCUGACAGCCGACUCGCGCUGCACAACGUCCAAUGCGGUCCUGCGCGGAAAACCCCAGCCAGGCACGCAGUCAGGGACGAUGCUGUGGCGGGUUGAUGCUGCGUUAGAGCGGAUGGAGCAGUGUGAGAAGGUGACGUGGGUGACCAGCUAGGGUUUUGGACUUUGGAUUUCGAGUUGUUGCGUCUGUUUUAUCGUUGGGAUACAUUACUAGGCGUUUAGCGUUGAGCGUUUUGCUUUGGUCUGGUUCGGUUUUGCAUUAAGGUUGGACGAUAGCGGCAUUUAUAGCGUUGGCUGGAAAGCCAAAUUGGUAAAGAAUUAUACAUGAACUCGCUGUUCAUUGAGAA